AUGCCAGCAGAGGUUCAUACUCACACCGUCAGCACGCCACAUGCGGCUGGUCGAGAACAAAAUUCGAAAGCAGAAGCACGCAGCAAUAGUCAAUGCACGGUCGGUGUCUCCGCUGUGUCCAUGCGGACGCACGAGAGAGGUCACCUAGCAUGUGUCACACACAGGCACCUGUGGGAAGUGAGGUAUCAAAGAACAUCGACGGCAUAUAUAUACUACCAGCGGGAACAUCUUCCUGCAGGGUAUAUCGCUGACACUUCAGCAGGAAAGCACCCUCAACAGAAGUCCAAGGAUACCUCGCUGAGGCCACUGCUCUCCGAUAUGAUACCUCACGAUCGGUAUGGCGAAGUCACCAAUACCACAAAGAACAAGAAUCCCUGCCAACACCGUGCAAGGCAGGAGCGCCCACGCCAUGUGUAUGCCUUUUCCAUCCCGAGCUUCCAUACAGCACCCUUCCUACCCCCAGAUCGCACCAAUUGCCCCCACACAUGCAAAAAGAGCACAGCCAGCCACAUUCUGCAAUCCUAA
Molecule: messenger RNA, 525 nt
Organism: Aspergillus niger
Lineage: Eukaryota; Fungi; Ascomycota; Eurotiomycetes; Eurotiales; Aspergillaceae
Exons: 1
Coding region: 1-525 (174 amino acids)
Source: RefSeq, a predicted model, not a curated record